Messenger RNA from Anneissia japonica, 2960 nucleotides. RefSeq lists its product as uncharacterized. The transcript has 10 exons. The record is from RefSeq and is a predicted model, not a curated record. Lineage: Eukaryota; Metazoa; Echinodermata; Crinoidea; Comatulida; Comatulidae. Bases 385 to 1884 code for a protein of 499 amino acids. Gene Ontology annotation, biological process: signal transduction.
GUCGAGCCUGCUAUUAGUAUUAGGCUCCAGUCCUAGAUGAUUUUGAAAAUGGUGUUUUAGGUCACUUUAAUUUGUUUGUGAACGGAAAAUUCCUUUCGUAGCGUCAUCAUCUUCGAGUCAUUUCCGGGAGAAUACAGAAUACAAUUUUUAGCCCGGUAUGAUUGUCAUUGUCAUUCUUCUGUCUGUACCCGGUAUAAUACAUACCAGUGUACCCUACCAUCAAAAAGGCACCAAACAAUUUUGCCUGGCUAGCGCGUUGUUAAUGUUGUGAAUGCAUUGUAGGCUACUAACCCUGUGUACUUAUUUAUUGUGCUUGAAGCAGUUCAGUCGUACUGUAAUUGGUUUAAUCUAAGACAAAUUCCAAUAUUUACUAUUAAAUUGAGCAUGGGAUCAUCUGCAUCACGUAAACAAGGAAAAAACAGAAGCAAGGGGAACGUCUCACAAGGAAGCGAAGUGAAUGUUGCGACAAGCGAUAGAGAACACGAACAAGAAGAGGAGAGAAGACAGGAAGAAGUAGUUACCCCUGUAGAACAUACAUUAGAAGACAAACAUAAAGAAGAAAGUAUGUUUGAGGAAAAGGAAUUGGAUAUGUCUGAAUCUGAAGUAAAAGGCGAUGUAGUUGCAAGUCAAACCAGUAUGGAACCGAAGGAUAUAAUGAUCAGCUAUAGUCACCAAGACAAGGACAAAAUGAGGCUUUUAAAAGAUGCUCUUGAGGCUGAAGGCAUAACAGUGUGGGUUGAUGAGGUUGGUCUUCAAGCUGGAGUAGAGUUCCUUAACAAGAUUGGCCAGGCGAUAGUAGAUGCUAAGUUAUUCUUGUCAAUAUUAAGUUGUAAAUCGGUAACGUCAAAGUAUUGUCGUGAUGAGCUUGCUUUGGCCUACGUAUCCAGUAAACCGAUCUUCCCCUGCACCAUAGAAUCCAGGGACAAAGUGACCAAAGGAAUGGACUUUGGAAUGCGACUCCAGCUAGCCCCAUUGAGGUGGUUUAGUUUCACUAAUGAUAAGCCGUUCGAGGCUGUUUUUAAAGAGCUUACAAAGGAAAUUAAAAACAAAAUUAUAGAGUUAAAUGAUGGGCAAGAAAAGAAAGACGAACCAAAGAAAACCUCAAAACCUCAGUUGAAGAGGCUUCGAUCGAAACUUAACAUUCAUCACCGACAGUUAUCAGUUGAGGGAAAGUACAAGGAUUUCUGGAUGAAGUUCUACCCAAAGUUGGACUUUGUUACCUGGAAACAGUUUGUUGAAGAUCUAAAAAGUGAAUAUGCCACAGAAAUUGAACAGUGGUAUAAAGAAGGUGAUUUAGAUUGGCUGAUACAAGUAUUGCAUAGAGAGAUGGAUGAGGAUGAAGAUGAAAUCAUUCAUAAAGAUCAUUAUGAAGAAUUCUGCACCGUAAGUGGAGAGAGACAAGAAUUUUGGCAGCGAGUGCAAGAGCAAGCGUUGGAGAGCUACACGAUGAGGGAGGUGUUCAGUAUGAAUUCUAGCGUACGGAUUGAUGCCAUUCAGAACUUGGCAAAGUUUAACAGCUCAUCUGUUAUUGAAUCUUUACUGGAUCUUUGCGUUGAUGUUGAUGAGAAUGUGAGAGCAGUUGCUGCGAUAUCAUUGGCUAGAACUGGAGUUAGGGACAAUGAUCACGUCAUCAAUACCAUCAUGAAGCUACUGAAGGAUCAGGAUCGACUAGUGCGGGAAAGUGGUUGCCUGGCACUGGGGCACAUCAAAGCCAAGAAAGCCAUUCCCAAGCUGGUCGAUAUGUGGCGUAAUGAUGCUAUCUCGAAUGUGCGUGAGGCGGCUGCAAUUGCUCUGGAACAGAUAGGUGGUGAUGAGGCUCAGAAAGCCAUGCACAUUACUAAAGUGCUAAGUGAAGAGAUUAAAGCUUUGUCAAAUAAGCAUUGAGAAGUAAGUGUUGAUUUACAAGAAAAAAAAAAGAACUGUGAAGAUAUCACGUUAUUAGAAAAAUAUUUUAUAUUUACUGUAUUAUUUGUGCACAUUUGCAGCUGAAAGAUACCUGCAACAAUUUUAUUAUAGAGAUUUACUGUUAAUUUUAUUAUAGAGAUUUACUGUUAAUUUUAUUAUAGAGAUUUACUGUAUAUAGUGUAUUUUAGCCACCAAACGUCCCGCAUUUCAAAGUGAUUCUGGAUGGAACACGCAUUUUGCAGAAAAACAUACAUGCUCAUAAAUUUGUCACGCACAAGUCUAUGCAUGAUAACAAAAUAUCACGAAAUCAGUUGAAAAUGUAUUUGAAAUUUGAAAAAAUGUGUUUUAUUAACGAUAUAAAACUUGAGUCAUUAGAGAGCUUUCGUUACCUCAUUCGAAAAUCAAUUCACCGACUAAGUUUCUCAUUCUCGACCAAAACAACCCAGUCAACCAUGCACGUGGCCCUUGCAUGUUCAUUGCCACAACCGACUGUUAAAUAUGUGACUGGAGCUUGGAACCCAGCAAACUGGUGUAGUCAGGCAUUUCAAAUCUCUCAGGUUGGUAUCUAUGCAGUAGACCUGGGGCACAUGAGAAAAACUAGCCUUUAGGCUUUGGGCUGCCCAAAACACAAGGCGAGAUCAAGUCAUUCUGUUAAAUAAUAUUUGUAUCAAAUCAAAACAGUCAUCAAGUGAUCUUUUAAAGAAGUAAUAUUCUUGUGAAAUCAUUUCCAAUACAUCUUACUUAUCUUUUUCAAGCACUGAAAAGUGGUUAAGAGCACCAGGGCAUGGAUUUGCCCAACAUACUGUAGUUGGAGAGAAGCUAGUGGAGUCAUUCCGUUAAAUCAUUUUUGACCAAUUUAAAACAGUCAACAAAUGAUAUAUUAAAGAAGUAAUAUUCUAGUGAAAUCAUUCGCAAUACAUCAUAUUUAUUUUUUUUAUAAACUAUUAGAUGAUGGAUUUACUUGAGAUUUCAAAACCUUGUGUGCUUCCUUCAUCUCAAUAAUUUGUAUUGUGCAGUGAAUUGAAUUAAUAAUUUAAUUUUGUGUUGUCUAUAAA